This is a messenger RNA of Argentina anserina (silverweed cinquefoil), 1913 nucleotides long. RefSeq names its product protein SLOW WALKER 1. The coding region runs from base 66 to 1706 and encodes 546 amino acids. Gene Ontology annotation, biological process: positive regulation of transcription by RNA polymerase I; rRNA processing. Gene Ontology annotation, cellular component: nucleolus. The transcript has a single exon. Gene Ontology annotation, molecular function: protein binding. Lineage: Eukaryota; Viridiplantae; Streptophyta; Magnoliopsida; Rosales; Rosaceae. The record is from RefSeq and is a predicted model, not a curated record.
UUAAACCCUCAUUGCUCAAAACCAACAGACGCACACAGACUUCUUCUUCUUCUUCUUCUUCUUCAAUGGCGGAACCCCAAAUCUCCAAGACGUUCCCAGUGAAACCCAAGCAGAAACCCAAGCCCCGCACCCCAAAACAAACCCCAGAAUCCAAAUACUGGUCCUCCUUCAAAACCAACCAAAUCCCAAACCUCAUCUCCUCCAUCAACUCCCUCACCUUCUCCCCCGCCGCCCCUCACUCCUUCGCCGCUGCCCACUCCACCUCCCUCACCCUCUACAACCCCCUCUCUUCCUCCUCCCAGUCCUCCAACUUCUCCCUCAACGACGUCGUCUCCUCCGCUUCCUUCCGCUCUGACGGCCUCCUCCUCGCCGCCGCCGACCUCUCCGGCCUCGUCCAAGUCUUCGACGUCAAGACCCGCACCCCUCUCCGCCGCCUCCGCUCCCACACACGCCCCGUCCGCUUCGUCAAGUUCCCCCUCCACGACAAGCUCCAUUUAAUCUCCGGCGGCGACGACGCCGUCGUCAAGUACUGGGACGUCGCCGGCGAGGCUCCGAUCUGCGACUUCUUAGGCCACAAGGACUACGUGCGCUGCGGCGAUUGGUCCCCGAAUGACUCCAACAUGUUCAUCACCGGCUCGUAUGAUCACACAGUGAAGCUCUGGGAUGUGAGGGACAAGGAUUCGAGCUCCGUCACCGAAGUCAACCACGGCAAGCCGGUGGAGGACGUCAUGUUCUUGCCCUCCGGCGGCUUGAUUGCGACGGCGGGUGGAGAUUCGGUGAAGAUUUGGGACUUGAUUGGAGGAGGGAAGCUGGUGUAUGCAAUGGAGAGCCACAACAAGACGGUGACGUCGAUUUGUGUUGGGAAAGUAGGGAAGCUCAGCGGUGAGGAAGCGCAGCAGAAUAGGAUUCUGAGUGUGGCAUUGGAUGGUUACUUGAAGGUGUUUGAUUACGCGAAAAUGAGGGUUACUCACUCAAUGCGGUUCCCUGCGCCGCUCAUGUCGGUGGCGUUUUCGCCGGAUUGUAUGACUAGGGUGAUAGGAACGUCGAAUGGGAUAAUAUAUGCUGGGAGGAGGAAAAGUAAGGAGGAUGUGGGGAGAGGUGAGGAGGAGGAGGAGGAGCUUACGAAGUAUGAGAGGAGGUUGAAGAGGUUGGGGAAAGGGAAUGCGUUGGGGUUGGGGCCUGUGGCUGUGGAGCCACGGAUGAGGGUUUUGAAGCCGACUAGUUUUAGGUAUUUUCAGAGAGGGCAGUCAGAGAAGCCGUCAGAGAGGGAUUAUUUGGUGAUGAGGCCGUGGAAAGUGAAGUUGGGGGAGCAUGACAGGCUGUUGAAGAAGUUUAGGCAUAAGGAAGCUUUGGUGUCUGUGUUGGGGAGGAGUAAGAAUCCGGAGAAUGCUGUGGCUGUGAUGGAGGAACUGGUGUCUAGAAAGAAGUUGCUGAAAUGUGUUUCGAAUUUGGAUUUGGAGGAGCUCGGAGUGUUGUUGGUGUUCUUGCAGAAGCACUGUACCAUGCCAAGGUACUCGAGGUUGUUGAUGGGGUUGACAGAGAAGGUUAUUGAGAUGAGGGCUGAUGACAUUAGAGCUUCUACAGAGUUGAAGGGUCUGAUAAGAAACAUUAAACGUGCUGUCGAGGAGGAAGUAAGAAUACAGCUAUCUUUGCAAGAGAUACAGGGCGUGAUAUCCCCUUUGUUGAGGAUAACUGGAAGAAGAUGAAAGUUUCUUCUUGAAGAACCAUUCAUGGGGCGGCUCCUCUGUGUUUACCCUGUUUGAGGUGUCUUUAUCUAUUCUAUCUCUCCAGAGCCUAGUGUAUUGCAAUUUUGUUUUUAUUAUAAUCUAAUGCAUGUUUUAUCCUCUUUCUAGUUUGAAUCUCGGUUAUGCAGAUUAAGGAAAUGUGUGCUCAAUACUUUAUUUUCUCCAAUU